GGUUUGCUGCCGGUUAUGUUAGUGAGCGAAGUUCAGAGAAAAAAGGCCAAGCUCGGCCAACGGUUCAACCAACUUCCACCACCAGCCACUCGCCCCGUUGUUUCUACUGUACUAUCGACUGCCAGAUCAUCCAGAGCGUUAGUGUGCUGCAUCUUGAGCCCAUAUACCGGCACGUUUCUAGGGGCAGCGACGUGGCAGCGCGAGCGGUAUCGAGGGACGGUCGUCCACUGGCGCAUUGAGAUAUCUGCGUCAGGGUCUGACCCGAUGGCCGUUGCUGGAAGAUGAAUUCACUGAAUAUACUGUCGUCCCGAGUCAUUGGACAGUCCUCAUCUACUAGUCCUCCGCGCCAUCGCUCUCGCUCGCAGGACGAGGUGCUCUCAGGCAGUCCGCGCAGUGAUUUGGCCAAGACCCGAUCGUUUAGCCACCAACAGCUCAAUGACUUGGACCUCUUCGAGAAGGAACGCGAAGGCAGGUCCGAUCAGUUCGAGCCUACCGACGCCGACAUCCAUACCCUCGAUGAGAAAUCCCCUCUUCUACAGACGCUCCAUAAAGAUGUCACUCUCCCGGUUCACAGUAGACUCCAUUUGAUUGCUCAGCGACUCUUCGACGCCAUUGCGGAAACGAUCAAGGUUAUACUCUCCACUCUUGCUGCACCUGGGGUCUAUGCUGCGCGAUGCUUCCGAGAUGAUGAUGGGCACUACUCUCCCCUUGUCCCCGUGAAGAAGUUAGGACGUGCGAUGUCGAGUAACAGUGGUCCACCAUCAAAAGGAGGGAAGCCGUCGGGGCACGGUAAGGGAAGCAAACGGUCUGAGAAAUCUACCCGCCGCGAUCCUUCCACCAGGAAGCUCCGAAGUUCCACAUCGCGGGAUUCCAUGGUCUCAACGACUUCCGACUCUGAAGCGGAUCGACGAGGUGAUAUCAAGACUUCCGGUGGUACAGGGCGCCAUGGCAAGACAAAGGCUCAUAAUGCAGAACCCGCAGCCGAAGACGGUACUCCUCGACGUUCUAUACGGAUCAAGCUCCACAACGAAGAUGUUCUCAAAAGGCAGAAGCAGCGACGAUCGCAGAGCAUAGACUCGAAUCAGGACGUUGAUAACCCGGGGAAUUUUCAGGCCGGUCUCGCAGCGGAUAUUCUCAAGUCACCGACGUCUCCCUCCUCUCAUAAGAUCACCAAGUAUCCCCACUCUCCUACUCCUCCCCGUCCGCUGGUCCCUCCGCGUCAGCCUUCGUACACUGCAGGUACACGCGGCUCUAGGAUUCCACAGAAAACACUGGUGCUUGAUUUAGACGAGACGCUUAUCCACUCCCUGGCAAAAGGUGGUCGGAUGUCGAGCGGCCAUAUGGUUGAGGUCAAGCUUGCCACUCCAGUGACUACCGCAGUGACACCCGGUUCAGCGCCCACGACCCUGGGUCCUCAGCAUCCCAUUCUGUAUUAUGUCCACAAGCGACCUCAUUGCGAUGAGUUUCUCCGCAAGGUCUGCAAGUGGUACAAGCUUGUUAUCUUCACGGCUAGCGUUCAGGAGUAUGCCGAUCCGGUCAUCGACUGGCUUGAGCAGGAGCGGAAGUACUUCCACGCCCGAUAUUACCGGCAACACUGCACUCUGCGCAAUGGGGCGUACAUCAAGGAUCUCAGUUCUGUAGAACCAGACUUGAGUAAGGUCAUGAUCUUAGAUAACAGCCCGAUGAGCUACAUCUUUCACGAAGACAACGCGAUCCCGAUCGAGGGCUGGAUCAACGACCCUACGGAUAACGGUCUGCUGCACCUCAUUCCCAUUCUGGAAGCGCUCCAGUACGUCACCGAUGUACGAGCACUUCUAGCACUAAGAAGGGGUGAGGCCGAAUCAUGAUCCUGUUCCCAUGUAUCGAGCACGAGAAAAGAUGCGGGUACGAAUAUUACGGAUAUCAUGUCUGUUGCCUUUGUUUUCCCCCUGUUUCUGGUCCUGCCUUGUAAAGAGAAACCCGGCAGAUGUCUCCCCGCUCGAUGAGUGCAUAUCGUCAUACCCUUCCGCACAGCCGAUUGUAUUUUUUUUUCCGUAUUUAUCUUCUUCUUUUCUUGCCUUGGCUUCCUGACAAGCCCUCUAAACGCAUUGUAGUCCUCUUUGAGUGUUCGUGUCUAUGUCUCUAAUUCGAUUGUUGCCCGUGG
Messenger RNA from Paecilomyces variotii, 2143 nucleotides. RefSeq names its product NIF domain protein. The transcript is spliced from 4 exons. The record is from RefSeq and is a predicted model, not a curated record. Bases 282 to 1847 code for a protein of 521 amino acids. Lineage: Eukaryota; Fungi; Ascomycota; Eurotiomycetes; Eurotiales; Thermoascaceae. Gene Ontology annotation, molecular function: protein serine/threonine phosphatase activity.